AUGCCACCGGGGCCGCGGAAGCUGCCCAUAAUUGGAAACAUGCAUCAAUUGAUGGGUUCACUUCCCCAUCAUUCUCUCAAGAGUUUAGCCCAGAAACAUGGAGAUCUGAUGCACCUUAAGUUGGGAGAAAUUUCGACUAUUGUUGCAUCAUCUUCACGUACAGCGGAAGCGAUUUUGAAAACACAUGAUAUAGCUUUUGCAGAUAGGCCGGAGUUUCUAGCUGGGAGGAUCCUGUUCUACAACUGCUCGGACAUUACAUUUUCUCCAUACGGUGAACACUGGAGGCAAAUGCGGAAACUCGGCAUUUUGGAACUUCUUAGCAACAAAGUCGUCCGAUCUUUCGCCCCGAUUCGACAAGACGAGGUCACAAAACUUGUUUCCUCUAUUCGGGAUAAGAGCUGCAUUGGGUGGGUAUUUGGAGGGCAUCAAGACACACUGAUGGAGCUGAUAAAGGAAGUACUUGCGAAGUCAAGUGGGUUUGAUGUUUCUGAUAUUUUUCCAUCCUGGAAAAUCCUUCCUUACAUAAGCCGGGAGAAGCCCAAGUUGUUGGAUUUGCACAACAAGAUUGAUGAAAUUUUUGAGCUGAUCAUUCAAGAACAUGUUGAGAAUCCAAUCGGAGAGAAUAAUGGUGAGUUCGGACAAGAAGAUCUGGUUGAUGUUUUCCUACGGAUCAAACAGAGUGGAGAUCUUAAGUUUCCUGUGACCAACACCAAUAUCAAGGCUAUUUUCAUGAAUGUGUUCGUCGGCGGAACUGAAACUUCUGCAAUCGUGGUGGAAUGGGCAAUGGCAGAAAUGAUAAAGAAUCCAGAUGUAUUGAAAAAGGCACAAAGUGAAGUAAGAAAAUUAGUACCAGCGGGAAAGAAAACAGUUGAAGAAAUUGAUAUUCUAAAGUUGAAUUAUUUAAACUUAGUCAUCAAAGAAACUCUAAGAUUUCAUCCUCCAGUGCCAUUAUUGGUUCCACGAGACUGCAGAGAGCUAUGCGAAAUUGACGGAUAUAUUAUCCCUCUUAAAACAAGAAUUAUUAUUAACGCUUGGGCAAUUGGAAGGGAUCCUAAAUAUUGGGAUGAACCGGAGAAAUUCGUACCAGAGAGGUUUGAGAAUAAUCCGAUUGACUUCACAGGGCAACAUUACGAGUAUCUACCAUUUGGAGCUGGGAGGAGGAUGUGUCCAGGAAUUUCUUUUGGAUUAGCUAAUGUCGAAAUUCCGCUGGCUAAUCUUUUGUAUCACUUUGAUUGGAAACUCCCAGAUACUAGUAACGGUGUUGAUUUAGACAUGACAGAGGCCUAUAGAGUAACUGCACCAAGAAAAAACAAUCUUUUCUUGGUUCCCUCCAUGUGCGGAUGCGUUGGUAAUUAA
Molecule: messenger RNA, 1356 nt
Organism: Oldenlandia corymbosa var. corymbosa
Lineage: Eukaryota; Viridiplantae; Streptophyta; Magnoliopsida; Gentianales; Rubiaceae
Source: the annotation of a GenBank genome assembly